Mugil cephalus (flathead mullet) is the source of this 4813-nucleotide messenger RNA. Its product is annotated as cullin-5-like. The record is from RefSeq and is a predicted model, not a curated record. The coding region runs from base 189 to 2531 and encodes 780 amino acids. The transcript is spliced from 19 exons. Gene Ontology annotation, cellular component: SCF ubiquitin ligase complex; Cul5-RING ubiquitin ligase complex. NCBI's taxonomy places the organism in Eukaryota, Metazoa, Chordata, Actinopteri, Mugiliformes, Mugilidae. Gene Ontology annotation, biological process: protein ubiquitination; SCF-dependent proteasomal ubiquitin-dependent protein catabolic process. Gene Ontology annotation, molecular function: ubiquitin protein ligase binding.
AAAAUGAUAAUGGUAUCGUCAUAAUAAUGGUAUAAGUAAACAAUAUUAAAUAAAUUAAACAGAAAUAGUGAAUUGUUUUAAAUAAAUAAAAUAAAAAUAAAAUGAUGACUUUAAUUUUAGUUACCAAAUCCCGUGCCGGCUCGACUACCUGUCUCGCGAGAAUCUGCGAGGUGAUAAGUUGAAGAAACAUGGCGACGUCUAAUUUGUUAAAGAACAAGGGGUCCCUGCAGUUUGAGGACAAGUGGGAUCUGAUGCGACCCAUCGUCCUCAAGCUGCUCAGACAGGAGGCCGUCACCAAGCAACAGUGGUUCGACUUGUUCUCAGAUGUCCACGCCGUGUGUUUAUGGGAUGACAAAGGACCAGCCAAAAUCCACCAGGCCCUCAAAGAGGACAUCCUGGACUUCAUCAAACAAGCACAAGCUCGGGUCCUGAGCCACCAGGACGACACGGCGCUGCUGAAAGCGUACAUCGUAGAGUGGAGGAAGUUCUUCACCCAGUGCGACAUCCUGCCCAAACCGUUCUGUCAGCUGGAGAUCACGCUGAUGGGAAAACAAGGCAGCAACAAGAAAACCAACAUGGAGGACAGCAUCGUACGGAAGCUGAUGCUGGACACGUGGAACGAGUCGAUCUUCUCCAACAUCAAGAGUCGUCUGCAGGACAGCGCCAUGAAGCUGGUUCACGCCGAGCGUCUGGGGGAGGCCUUCGACUCGCAGCUCGUCAUCGGCGUUCGGGAGUCGUACGUCAACCUGUGUUCAAACCCGGAGGACAAGCUGCAGAUCUACAGGGACAACUUUGAGAAAGCUUAUCUGGACUCCACCGAGAGGUUUUACAGAACACAGGCGCCGUCUUAUCUGCAGCAGAACGGAGUCCAGAACUUCAUGAAAUAUGCAGAUGCGAAGCUGAGAGAAGAGGAGAAGAGAGCACUUAGAUAUUUAGAGACACGACGUGAAUGUAACUCUGUUCAGGCACUGAUGGAGUGCUGUGUGAACGCCCUGGUGACCUCGUUCAAAGAAACCAUCUUAGCCGAAUGUCCGGGGAUGAUCAAACGCAACGAGACCGACAAGCUGCACCUGAUGUUUUCCCUCAUGGACAAAGUUCCCAGCGGAAUUGAACCGAUGCUGAAAGACCUGGAGGAACACAUCAUCAAUGCUGGACUGGCCGACAUGGUGGCGGCCGCCGAGACCAUCACUACUGACUCUGAGAAAUACGUGGAGCAGCUGUUGACGCUGUUUAACCGCUUCAGUAAACUGGUGAAGGAGGCUUUUCAGGACGACCCGCGCUUCCUCACAGCCAGAGAUAAGGCGUACAAAGCUGUCGUCAAUGACGCCACCAUCUUCAAACUGGAGCUGCCUUUGAAACAGAAAGGAGUGGGCAUGAAGACUCAGCCCGAGUCCAAGUGUCCGGAGCUGCUGGCGAACUACUGUGACAUGCUCCUGAGGAAAACUCCCCUCAGCAAGAAGCUCACGUCGGAGGAGAUCGAGCUCAAACUCAAAGAAGUGCUGUUGGUGCUGAAGUACGUCCAGAAUAAAGACGUGUUCAUGCGUUACCACAAAGCUCAUCUGACCCGGCGCCUCAUCCUGGACAUUUCAGCCGACAGCGAGAUCGAAGAGAACAUGGUGGAGUGGCUCCGAGAAGUGGGAAUGCCGGCGGAUUACGUGAACAAACUGGCCAGGAUGUUUCAGGACAUCAAGGUCUCGGAGGAUCUCAACCAGGUCUUCAAAGAGAUGCACAAACACAACAAGCUGGCGCUGCCAGCCGACAGCGUGAACAUUAAGAUCCUGAACGCCGGCGCCUGGUCCCGCAGCAGCGAGAAGGUUUUCGUGUCGCUGCCCACGGAGCUGGAGGACCUGAUCCCGGAGGUGGAGGACUUCUACAAGAGGAACCACAGCGGCCGCAAACUCCACUGGCAUCACCUCAUGUCCAACGGCAUCAUCACCUUUAAGAACGAGGUGGGUCAGUACGACCUGGAGGUGACCACGUUCCAGCUCGCCGUCCUGUUCGCCUGGAACCAGAGGCCCAGGGAGAGGAUCAGCUUCGAGAACCUCAAACUGGCCACGGAGCUUCCGGACGCGGAGCUUCGCCGAACGCUCUGGUCUCUGGUCGCCUUCCCCAAACUGAAGAGACAGGUGUUGUCCUACGAGCCUCCGGUGACUUCGCCCAAAGACUUCACGGACAGCACGCUGUUCUACGUCAACCAGGAGUUCUCACUCAUUAAAAACUCCAAAGUCCAGAAGCGAGGGAAGAUAAAUUUGAUCGGUCGGCUGCAGCUGACCACGGAGAGGAUGAGGGAGGAGGAGAACGAAGGAAUCGUUCAGCUCAGAAUACUCAGGACUCAGGAGGCCAUCAUUCAGAUCAUGAAGAUGAGGAAGAGGAUCAGCAACGCGCAGCUGCAGACGGAGCUGGUCGAGAUCCUCAAGAACAUGUUCCUGCCUCAGAAGAAGAUGAUCAAGGAGCAGAUCGAGUGGCUCAUCGAGCACAAGUACAUAAAGAGGGACGAGGCGGACAUCAACACCUUCCUGUACAUGGCCUAAGACGGCGAGUUGAGCAGAAGGUGGCGCUGUUUCUUUAUUUACUAUUGGCCUGAAAAGUGGCUGCUUUAAAAAAUCCUGAGAGGUAACGAGGAGGAAAAGGAGCGUUGGAAGGACGAGGAAGCCCGUUCAACAGACGUGUGGAUUAUUUUUUUUUGUUUUUGUGUCACUGGAGUGUAGCGUCGAGUCGUGUGUUUGUCUCUGCUGCCCUCUAGUGUCAGAUCAGAGGAGGAGCACGGCGGCCAGCAGCUAAGAAUCCAAGAAAAGAAAGAAACUCGAAUGAAACGAAAUACUUCCUGCCUUACUUUCAUCAGCAAUGGACUGCAGAAGAAGAAGAGGAGGAGGUGGAGGAGGAGGAGGAGGAGGAGGAGGAGGAGGAGGAGGAGGAGUAGCUGAUUUCAAUCCUUCGCUUUCACUUGAUGCCACAGCUGCCAUAUUAGCGGCGGCCAUUUUGCUUCCCUCCUACUCUACAUUGGACUUGUUUUUGAACGGGGGAAUGCAAAAAAAAAAUGAAUAAAAAUAAAAAGUGAAAGCUGCCACUGAGGAGGAGGAGGAGGAGGAGGAGGAGGAGGAGGAGGAGGGAGGAGGGAGGAGGAGGAGGAAAACUAGAACUACCGAGGAGUAUUUUGCCAAAUUGUGUGGAUGUGUGUUUGGGUGCAUGGUGUGUAUCUGGUCUUUUAAAUGUGUGUAUGUGUGUGCACUUUCAACAGCAUGCUGCUCUUAUUAUAAUUAUUAUUAUUAUUAUUAUUAUUAUUAUUAUUAUUAUAUUUUCUUCUUCUAUGGAGGAAUCUGUCACACCUUAUCUGGAAAGGUUUAAUCCAUAUCGUUUGAAUCUGAUCCCCUCCGGCUGCAGGUAAACUGUGUUCACGCUCGUCAUGAUGCAAACUAUUUAUUUCAUUUAUGAGAUUAAAUCCUUCACAGAGAGACAUGAAUAAACUGCUCACCAGGUACUUUAUUUUAUUUUAUGUUAUUAUCGUUUGGACUCUGCAGAGAAGUGACGAGUCUCGGCUUUAACUGUUGAGAGAUGCUGUGAUUUUAACGCGAAUUUAAAGGGCUCAAAAGAAACUGGGACGGUCAGAAGCUGAUUCACAAUUUCAUUUUUUUUCUUUUUGUCAUCAAUCCACAGAAUAAGGAUUUUACAGAAUUACCUCUUCACUUCCAGAAAACUUUAAUCCUAAUCUCAAAUUCCUUUUUUAUCUAAUUAGAUGAAUGAACUCCCGUCUUCACAGGAAACGUGAAGUAACUCCCCCCUCUUUAUUUAAACCAAUCAACUCAGAUUAAAGCUGAGAUUUAACACUUUUAUUAUAGGGUCAGAUUUUAAAUUUAAAUGUACUGAAGAACAAAACAGUCCAAAAGCUUCUGGUCUGCUCUGGGCCGCACAAACACUACGAUAUUAACCUCGUUAACCUGAGUAUUUGGGUUGACUCAAGUUUUUCUUUUUUUUUUUUUUUUUGAACCCACGGACUCAGAACAGUGUUAGAGCUAAUUAACGCUCACUCACUCGUUGAAUCAGUCGUUUUUUCCUCCGUGGAGACGAAGAAGAAGCUGCACACUAAAAAAAAAAAGAUCAAAUAAAAUUAGAGUAACUCGAUCUGUGCUCUGGAGGAUCGGUUCAGACUUUUUUCCAACUUUAACCUGGAGCUGAUGUGAAGCUCCUGGAAGUUGCCGUCAUCAUCCUGCUCUUUCAGAAAUAACUUGUUCUUGGUCUGUUGAUCUCAAGGUUGGAUUAAAUCUCCAAGAAGGAUGAUUCUCCCUUAUUUUUACCAUGUACUACUGAAUUACCACCUCCUUCCGAACAUCACAACGGCCAUGAAGCUAAAAUUUAGAUUACAGUGCAUCCACUAGUGUACCUAAUAAACUGGCCACACACUGUUCAGUGAGAGUAUCGUGGAUUUUAUUAAAAGAAGAAAUAAGUCUGAACCUUUCCUCCAAAAUGUUUUAUUGUAUUUAUUAAUAAUCAUGCACAUAAACGGUUUUAUGUUAAAAAGCUGGAAAGUUUGCACGUGUGACAAAUCACUUUAGUAGAUUAGGCUGCACAGAGACGUAUUUAUUUAUUUUUAAUCCGAGGAUUCAAUCAUGAGACGCUCAAUAAAAUCCAGUCGGCCCUUUUCUGCUGCUGCUGCUUCCACAGUUCAUGUGUUUUAGGUUUUAGGCGAUAAUUCCUGCAGCAGCUCCUCAACGUGUCUGAAGAAACUUCAGCUCAACCAAUUCGGCAGGAGUUUUAAAAAUAUAUAUAUAUAUAUAAAUAAAAUUGAAAUAAAUAAAAAGCUGCUGAGUCAAAGUUG